Molecule: messenger RNA, 14015 nt
Organism: Pocillopora meandrina
Lineage: Eukaryota; Metazoa; Cnidaria; Anthozoa; Scleractinia; Pocilloporidae
Source: the annotation of a GenBank genome assembly
UUUCAACAUGGCGGACUUUAUUGCUGAUUCAUGCUCUUUAAAAUUUUAACGUUAUCAGUCGCUAGAUGUUGCUGCUAGAUCGAAUUUUAAAAUUGUCAGAAACACCUGAACCUGUCAUGGUGAUUUACUAUGAUAAAAUACAAUUUGAGCCGUGAAAUAUCGGCUUGUCAAAGACAGCGAGCUUUACUUGUUACAACUGAAAUAUGGGAGUGAAAGGGCUUUGGAAACUCUUAGAAUCUGUUGGACGGCCGGUAACUCUGGAGUCGCUUGAAAACAAAAUGCUCGGAGUUGGUAUCCUUUUCAAGUUAAAUUUAGUUGUUUAUAUUAUAUUUUAAUUAUUUAGCCGACAAGAUCUUUUGUUUUGUUACUGCAAAGUAUCGACUUAACCAUUAACUCCAAUAGGUGAUUGACAUGUAAGUUCUCCCAAUAAUAUUCAUACAUUAUCCAAUCAGAUCGUGGGAGUUUAAGGGUUAAUUUCUUGGCUUCAGUUUGACAAAGCCUUUUUUUCAAUAUAUUUUGUCGUUUUUGUUUGUUUUGUUUUGUUUUUUCUUUGUGUCUUUUGUUUUUGGUUAUGCUUUUUGUUUGUUUGGUUGUUGUUACCAUGGGACUUUUGGAUAAUCUAUAAGAACUGGCUAGCACUUAACCCAAAAACUACCCAGCAUCUAAUUUCUCCUAAUAGUUAUACUUCUGAAUCAUUUAUUAAGAUAAUCAGAAUAAGAUCACCAACCUGGGAAGCUUUGAUUGUUUACCCUUUAACUCCCAAGAUCUGAUGGUAAUUCUCCUCUCUAGUUGCUAGACGUACCCUUGUAAAUUAGUUAUGAGAGUUUGGUGCUAGAUCAAGGUAACAACUUCUACCUGAUAAGUUUGAAUAUUCUCAUCAGCUGUUUGCUGGGUAAUGUAAGGAUAUUAUUAGGAGAAGUUUCAUGUUGAUCAAUUCUUGGAGUUAUAGGGUUAAACAAAUUCUCCUUGUCAGCACCAAAUGUAGAGGAAAGAGUAUGGAGAAUGAGGAUACUGAUGUCAGUUGAAUGAUGUUAUUUACUCAAAAUGAUGAUAAAUGAUGCUGAUGAUUAUAAAUUAUAUGAUAACUGACAGACAGCUGGUUCCCUUUCAUUAGGAGUGCUACUAGUUAUUACUGGUUUGCGGCAGACCGACGUCAUUUAUUCUAUUCCUUGCAAUGACUGUGACAACAUAUACAUCAGACAGACCAAACGUCAGUUUGGUAUACACUUGAGAGAACAUCAAAAAGUGGUUUUCUUUUGCAAAAAAAAAAAUUCAGCUUUAUUGGAGCACACAUGCCUAACUAACCAUACAAUUGGGUGGGAUAAAUCUAAAAUUGACACCACUAAUUGGCGUUACCACCAGUGCCUUUGUUUGGAAGCUUGGCAUAUUAACUCUGCCCAUGCUCCUUCAAAUUGUGACAAUGGUGGCUUACUUCCUGAUGCCUAUUUACACCUUGUCAGAAAAAAAGGAGCUAAUUAGUGAUCAUAUAAAAGGACCUCUUGUUGCAGGGUUUAGAUCACCCCUGAUGAAGGCGCUAGUGUUGAAAUGUUGGGUCUAUGAAUUGUAACUUCUUCAGUUGCAUUCAUUAAAUCUGUAAAUUAGAGUAGCAUCAAACUAUGUCUGAUACAGUGAUCUCUAAUGAGUUAUAAUCUGAAACCCUUAACUUGUGAAUAAUCAGAUGCCAGUGUGAUCUUGAAUCAAGCUGUAAAGGGGAUGCGUGAUAAGCAGGGAAAUCCUGUUCCUAAUGCACAUCUCAUUGGCUUGUUCAGUAGAUUAUGCAAACUGUUGUAUUACAGGAUUAAACCAGUUUUUGUAUUUGAUGGUGGAGUGCCUCAUCUCAAGAAAAAGACUCUGGUAAGAUAUCAAUAACUUGUCUCCCCUUCCCUUGUGUUCAAAAGAAACAACAGUAUUCCUAACUAUUUCCUGUGCAUGUCACUGUUUUCAGACAUGACAACUUCUAAAAUUUUUCUGAAAAAGGUACAUUUACUACUAGUACUUGAAAAUAUACCUUGCUGGAGUCUCGCAAUAGGGGAAACCUUGCAAGAAUGUCAAAUGUUAGCCUCAAAAAUGUAGUACAUGUAACAGUUAUUGUAACGCUGUGAUUAAAUCACUGAAAAGUUGUCUUCUUUUCCUGUGUAACACAAUAACCCAGCUGUCAAUAAGUUCAAAAGUAGAAGCAAAUGGAACAGUAGGUGUCCAGGUUACUGUGGAUGCUAUGUUGUUUUGUGAGAUCAAACUAAUGACAAGGAAGUAUUCUGCUGAAAUUUGUACAAUGAUUAACAAAGUUUGUAUGAACCAUUAAACAAAAUUCGGAUUGUGAAGUGGAUUCACACAUGUAUUAAACCUGUUGUUGGUAAAUUAUAGAUUCAAUUCCAUUCAAAACUGGGAAAUGUCUGCUGCACUAAGUUAUUCAUCUUUUGCUAAUAUAUAGAUUUAGCCAAGCCUAAAAGGGGAGCUCGCAUUUUUUUUUUUUUUCCCCACAUGUCUCAACGCCUUGCCCCGGCCAGGACUAGAACCUGGGUGGUCCAACUCGGAGCCCAGUGCACUGACCACUGGACUACUGGACAAAGCCGUGGCAUUGGCAUGCCUGUGGUACAGUUGACCACGCUGAUAAAAGUUGCAUCUUGUACAGUCAUACAGUCGUACAUCCAAAUUUUUUCAGCUUGAUGGGUUACUACUAUUUUGUAUAAUUAUGGGGCUACACAAGCUCCGCUAUAAUCGUUAUGGUAAAUAAGGUUUAAGUAAGAAACUAAAGAUGGCAGAUUCACCUAUGGUUUUGGCUGGUUAUUAGCUCUUGUUGAUAGCUUUGAAGAAUUUCUCAUAAGAAAUGAGUUAGCCAUGUAAAUUGAGCAGUGAUAUAGCAUGUUUCUACUGAACGUUCAUUGUCUGGCAGUAUCUUCAAUUUUGGCUCAAAUGAAAUGACCACAGCAAUUUGGUACAUGUGAAUGUAAAUUGUUUGAAGUGUUAGCUUACUUUUACAUAUUUCCUUGAGAGGAUUGAGUUUGUAAGGACAUUGUUUGGUAUUCUGUCUUAUGAUAAUUACUUCCUUACCUAAUAUUUUUAAUUUUUCUUAACACAGGCAGCAAGAAAGGAACAAAGAUUUAAAGCUGUUCAUAAGUCAAAAAGAGCUGCAGAAAAGAUCAUCAAAAAUUAUCUGAAGGCCAAAGCUCUUGAAACUGUCACAAAGAGGAAGAGGUACUUUAGACCAUAAACAGUUGGUAGGAUAUUUUGAUUUGCUUAGUUGUUAAUCAAGAGAAAUUCCAACUAAUAUAAACAAGUGAGGGUACUGAUUAGUUUCCAAGAAAGGCUAAUUGCUUGUUGCUCUAGACAAUCAAGGGAUUACUCAUUGGUCAAAACAUGACCUCUUUAAUCCUUCUCCUUUUCAGCUUUUUUUAUAACAAAGUUGAAAAAAUUCUUGGUAAGAUAAUACACCUUUUUUUUUAGUUCAGCUGUCCCUGUAAGAAGUAGGAGCCCAAGAGAACCUGAUGUGUUUGAACUUCCUCCUCUGCCAUCAAGUGCUGUCACAGAUGCUAAGAGGUGGGCAAAGAUCUGAACAUUAAUUCUCACUAUGAGGAUUGUUAAUUUUCUUGUAAGCUGUUUGUGAGAAUUUGGUAUUAUACCAAUGCCAUGUCUUUUAAUUGAUGUUUUAUCAGUUCUCAUUAGCUGACCUCUCUCUAGUAUGUUAACACUGUUAGGGAGAAUUUACAGGCUGAGUACUUUUGGAAGUGCCAAAAGUAUCAAAGUCAUGGCAGUUUUUUAUCUCUCAAAGCUUGCCUUGAUAGUUUGGAAAGCAAAGACUUUGAACAUGUCUGCAUGAACAUGCAGACAUGUGCUCAACCUUGGCAUUGUUUUUCAUCCAUGUUGGCUGUCAUUGCAGAAGUAUGUGAAGACUCGUUUAUCAUGUAUCAUAAAAAUGUGAGCAGCAACUUCAAAAAGUAUCUUUGCACUGAUAAAACUGGAUAUUUUGGUUCUGAUUUCACCCAUAGUUCAUCAGAAGAUGAAGACAUGGACAUUCCUAUUUUAGAACAGUUCCACAGGCAACAUUUAGAGGUAUUUUCUGUGAAUCUGACUAAAAUUCAAAUUUUCAGGUGAAAUGUAAUUCAUAAAAAAGUCUGAUCACAUCACAUCACAUCACCUUUAUUUCACCUUGGAUUUACAAGGAAAAAAAAUCAGAAAAUAAAUAAAUAAAAAUAAAAUUGUAUAUUAUAUACAGUACAUUAACUACUAUCUACAUAAGUAACAAUUGUAUUGAUGUUUGAAAGAAAUUUGGCAUAUUUUAGUUCUGAACUCAUUCAAGGACGUUAAUAGGUCCUCUGUUAGUUUGUUCCACAUGUUUGCAGAAGUGUAUCUGAAGGAAUGAAGACGAUAAGUGGUUGUGUUAAUGUAUAGGAUAACAAGUUUCCUUAAUCCUCAUGGGUUGCGUUCAGUAUUUCUCAUUUAAAAAAGACCACAUAUGUACUUUGGCAUCACUUCAAACUAGAUUUCCUUAAAAACUGUUUUCAUCAUGUCUUGGCAACUGAUACUAUACAGAUACAGAUCACUAUACAGAUCACUAUACAUACAGAUUACUAUGCAGAUCACUAUACAGAUCACUAUACAGAUCACUAUACAAAUAACUAUACAAAUCACUAUACAGAUCACUAUACAGGUCACAUAAAAAAACAAACAUUUGUACUCUUACAGUAAAUGGUUUGAACCUGGGAGUAACAUGUAAUAGUGUAGUUUGAUCGUCCGGGUGAGUGUAGUCCUGAGAAGGACAGUUGUCAGUAGUGGUGACUGAUGUUUUGACAACCUUUACUCUUAUUUCUGUCAGGAAACUUUUCAGGAUCCCAAAGCAAUAGAUAUUGAUUCAGAAGAGUUUAAAGCUUUGCCCCCAGAGAUACAACACGAACUCAUUAAGGACAUAAGAGAGGAAAAAACAUGGAUGAGCAAGAAUAUUCUGCCUGGGGUAAGGGAAGCCACACUUUUGAAUCUUUUUGUUUCAAUACUGUUGAAAAUUUUUGUGCCACAAGACUAUGCCUUGAGAAGAAGACAUCCAUUUUAACCAUUUAACUCCUUAGAGUGACCAGCAUCUACUUUCUCCUUACAAUAUCACCCCUGAAUCACACAUUAAGGUCAUGAGAAUAAGGGAAAUGAUCAACAACUAUAGAAGCUCUUGAUUGUUAAACAAAUUCUCCUCGUCAGCAUCUUAAGAAAUGUAUAGGGAAUGGUGUGGAGAACUUGCAUGCUGAUGUUAGGGUGUGAAAUGGUAGUGGUUCACUUGUAAUUUGUACAACCGUGUGGUUCUAUUUUCCACAUGGAGAAAUGACAGCAAUGUUAUAAUGGUGGUAAUGCUGACAAAGGCAGUGAUGACUGCAGUCAAAGUGGCAUUGACAGUGGUGGAUCUGAGGGUAUGAACAGGAUGUCUGGAUUUCCUUCAUUAGACUUGUCAGAAAGUUCCUUUUAAAACUAUACAGGGGAAUUUGAUGUUGCAACACCAUAACACCCUCUUGUUGAUGAGUUUUUCAAUUCUCCACGCCUGACUGCAAGAUAUUCUAUUAGAAUUGUAAGGAGAAGUUAUCAGAUAAUCACUCUUGGGAGUCGAAGGGUUAAUACUUGUUUGACACCAAAAUUCAUGCAAAGACAGGAUUGCGUUUUACCACUCAGUAUAUAGUAUUCAAAAUGUACUUGUCUUAAAUUCGUUCUCAGCUUGUUAAGGCUCAGGUGUAAACGAACAUUUCUGUGUUGCAGCAAGCAAGAGACUUUUCAAGUUUUCAACUGGAAGGAGUCCUAAAACGAGGGAAAAUGAAUCAGCGACUGGAGGACUUGCGUAAAGAAAUGAACCAAAGAAACUCCGGGGAGCUGACAGGAAUUGUAUCUGAUGAAACUGUUGGGGAGGAAAGCGCCGUUAACUCACAAAAGAUUUUAUCAGAAGACACGGCGCACUACAUUCUGAUAAAGCGCAAUGAACAAGAAGUAAAGCAAUCUAAAGAUUUCUCAGAUGAGGGCGGCUUCUUUCGGGAAGACCAGGAGGGUGAAAUAGUGACUUGGACCAAUCCUCGCCCGAAGCCCGUCUCCCCGACAAAAGUUCCAAGCUUUGAAAUUCAUGAUCUUUGUUCUAGUGAUUCUGAGAUUUUGUCGCCAUUUCUGGAUGUUCCAGAAGCUGAUCUUUCACCCUCAAACUCUCAAGCGCAGAGAGGUACUUUUAGUUUCUCCCCAAUAAAAGACAAGGGUAGAAUUGAGAACGAUGAGCUAAGCAUGGAUGAAAAUGUUACGAAGAUAACUGAAGCUCCAAUACAGAAAAGCCAGACAUACCACACACCCUUACCAGGAAGCGAAGACGCAAAAAGCGUCGAUAAAAAAUCUAAAAUAGACAAUCUCCAUGACUUAAGCGAUCAUGAAGCUAAAGUGGCGUUCUUUGGAGAGGAUUCGGACGAAGAUAAUGAGCUGCUUACUCAGAUUAAAGACAAGAAAAAAGAGCUGGAAGAUUUAUUAAGGAAAUGGAAAGCCUCAAAACACCAGAAAACGGCUGAUGAUGUAAUUACCCCCUCAAAGGAUGACCACAAUGUAGCAGAAGUAAAUGAGAUAGAACUGCUUGAACGCUCUCCAGAAUCUGUCGAAGUAUUUAAUGUCUCCGAAAGAAAGCCAGAGUGCUACGUUAUUGAAGAGACAGAAAACCCUCCUUCGACUUUAAUUAUUGAUGAUCAAACAGAGAGUAAAGAAAAAACUGUCGAUACUUUACAUGUUUGUGAAAGUGAAUCAGGAACAAGUUCAGUGGAAGAGAUUAGAGUUGCUGUAAAAUCCGAAGAAGGUUUUUCAGAGAAUUCAAAAAUAUCUUUCUCUGAUACCUUACAAGAAACUCGAAAUCCAGAUCCUAUUUUUGAUAUUGCUGAGGAAGAAAAGAGAACGCUUUCUACAGAUAGUUCACCAGAAAUUCAAAUUAUACCCUCCCCUAAUGGCGAUACUACUUCCGAUGUUAUCGAGGAUGAAAAAAUUCCCUCUUCUCUAGAUGUUCAGCGAGAAGCUCAAACCACACGAUCAGAAGAUACUACCGCUGACACAAAUCAAGAUCCUGAUAUCAAAGUCACUCAAAUUGUAGAAAAACAAGAUUCUGCUGAGAAGAGUAGAGAUAGAAUGGAUGUUGGUGAACCUGUGCCAGGGCCAUCUGGUCUUCCUGUGGAAUGGCAAGGUGCUACAGUGGUAAGAGAAAAAAAUCUCUGGUAAACAUGCAGACAUUGAAAUACAGAUAUGUUACCGCGAGAUAUUCCCGUUAUGUAUUGAUGUACCGCAACUUUCCACCGAGAAUAGUUAGCAAUAGUUGGCUAUAGCAGCUUGCAUACUUAGGUAAUGGUCUUAAAGUCGACGGUAAACUGAAUCAGGAAGAUCAAAUUUUAAAUUAGCUCUAACGGAAUAUGAUGUUGACGAUAAUAUAUAGAUUUAGCCAAGCUUAAAAGCGGAGCUCGCAUUUUUUUUCCCGCAUGUCUCAAGGGCACAACGCCUUGCCCCGGACAGGACUAGAACCCGGGUCGUCUGACUCGGAACCCAGUGCACUGACCACUGGACUACUGGACAAAGCCGUGGCGUUGGCGUGCCCGCGGUACAGUUGACCACGCAUGUUAAAAGUAGCACCUUGUACGGUCGGUCGUACGGUCGUACAUCCAAAUUUUUUCGGCUUGAUGGGUUACUACUAUUUUGUAUAGGUAUGGGGCUACGCGAGCUCCGCUAAAAGUCAUAUUGUGUGUGAAGCUGAAGCUUUUGGGAUACUUAGACGGCUUUUUUUCCCACGACAGUGACAACUGUUUGAAAAAUUUUCUCUUUCAAUUGAACUAAACGUGCACCUUCUUUCUAACUCUCUUCCUCCUAAUUUUGGCUUUUAGGAAGAGUUGGAAGACAUACGGUUGAAUAUCGAAGCAGAACAGCACUCUUUGGCAUCAGAACAAGCUCGACAGAACCGCAUCGCAGCCUCAUUGUCUAACGAAAUGUUCGCAGAAUGUCAAGUAAGGAUUGACUUUAAUUCAUGCUGAUAUGUAAAGCCCCGGCUAAACGAUCAAAAUAAUUUUUUCGCUAAAUAUUGGAUGAAAUGAUUGAUCUAGAUCAAUGUAACUGGGAAGCGUUUCCCUAGCGAUGUUGAGAGAGGCGGCUAAACAGUCAAAAAUGCUCUUUCAUCAUGAUGUUGAACGAAAAAAGUUUGAUCGUUUAGCCCAGGUGUCACAGGAUUUAGUGAGAGUUCACGUGAACCUUAGGAAGAGUGCACUCUGGAUCGAGAGAUCUGGGGUCCUGUCCAGGUCGGAUCAUUAUGUUGUGUUCUUGAGCUAGAAGCUUAACUCUCACAGCGUCUCUGUCAGGAAAAUCUGAAGAAAGGCUGAGCCAGGGAUGGAGGGAGGGAGUUAAAUUGUGAAGGGCCAACAUCUCAGCCAUCAGAAGUAUUUCUCUAGUAGAUGUCUAAGGCGCACAUUUGCUCGCCAGCAUAUCGUUUCUUGUACCAUGCGGUAGCUUUAAUUACAAAGAGCUUAUCACUAACUAGCCCACCGAUGUUAAAAACUGUGGUUACCCCUACUCUCUCAGUAGAUACAGCAUUGACUUUUUGUCCUCUUCCCUCCCCUUCCCCAGGAACUUCUUCAGUUGUUUGGUGUCCCAUAUCUUGUCAGCCCAAUGGAGGCCGAGGCACAAUGUGCAACAUUGGAUAUACUUGGUUUAACAGAAGGUUCCAUCACGGAUGACAGCGACAUUUUUCUGUUUGGUGGUAGACGAGUUUACAAGAACAUAUUCAACCAGAACAAGCAUGUCGAGAUGUACGGAAGCGAUUCAGUGCUUCGAAAUCUUGGUCAGUAUUUGUUUUUUUACCUUCCAUGGAGCGCUUUUUUCUGUGGAAUGUCGAGCGUAAUUCAUGAUGGCAUUUGUUUUCUUCCCUUCCCUGCUAAUUGGUACUUUGCUGAGAGUUUUUGUCUAAGCCGUUCUUUACAUUCCAGCUCUGGACCGUUCAAAUCUCAUCUGCAUUGCUUUCAUUACCGGAAGUGACUAUACUGAAGGCGUGCCAGGUAACUUUGACUUAAUAUUUUGUCAUAUUUAUUUAAUUAUUCAUUUAUCUUUUAAUGAUCCCACCGCGUUACAGGUACAAUAAAAAAUUCGACUCUCCUCUCCCUCGUGACUUGCCCAUGCGCCCAUUUUGACGCCAUCUGUGACCUAUUGCUGCACAGACGCACGGUACCACGGAAGCUAUUUGCUAAAUUAUCUUUAAUCGGCUUUUGAAAUUUCCUCGAAUAUUAUUGAGAAAGAGAGUGGCAGCCGCGUUUGUUUUGUAUUCUCUGUUUAUUUGUAUUUUUAUCUAUUUGUUAAUUUAUUUUUUAAUCAGGUGUUGGAACAGUUGGAGCGAUGGAACUUCUUCACGAAUUUUCAGGUGAAGGCCUUGAGGGACUGAAAAAGUUCAAGUAAGUUGACGUCUUUGGUAACUGGAGCUCCUCCUGCUUUUAUUACAAUUAACCCUUUAAACCCUAAGAGUGACCAGCAUCUAAUUUCUCUCUACAAUAUCAGCCUGAAUCACACAAUAAGGUCAUGAGAAUUAAGGAAAUGAUCACCAACGAACGAAGCUUUUGAUCAGUAAGCAAAUUCUCCUUGUCAGCACAUUAGGAAAUGUAUAAAGAACAGUAUGGAGAAUAUGCACACUGAUGUUAGGGUGUAAAGGGUUAAAAACAAAAAAAGGAACACUCUCCUCCAGGCCUCCUCGUCUUCCGAAAAGAGUUUUGGGAGAUGUUAAAUUGAGUGACUUGCUGCCAGUCUGGAAAAAGGAUUCGAACCAAAGACCGUCACUUUACCCGAAGAAUGCCUAAGUUAAGUAAAAAAAAAGAAGGAAUCUAUGUUGUUGUGUCUGUUCAGUAAUAGAUCACAGAUGGUGUCAUAAUUUGGUAAGAACGAAAAAGUGGACCACGAAGCGCAGCCGAGUGUGUCACUGAUGUUCUUAACACAUUUUGUGCCUUCUGUUAUUUUCUAAACAGAUACACGGUAACAUGGAAUGUAGAGAAAGAUGUUUUUAGUCUUGUCACGAGCGUGGGACAAAGAACAAAUUCUGAGUCUCCAUAGGGAAUCGAACCUCAGACAUUCGGAUUCCGUGCUCCGAUGCUCUACCGCUGAGCCACAGAGACUCUACGGGCUCAAAACUUACUAUCUCUCUUAUUCUGUUUACAAACUUGGCAUCAAUUUGCUUUACAUAAUAAAGGAGCAAAACAUUAUGAAUGGUGACGUCAUCUAUGCGUCUGUCCUCCCCCAAUAGAUCAUAAGAAAGAACCAAUCAAAUUGCGAACAAAAAUCAGCUUUCUACAUAAUUAACACUCGCUAGUUUUCCGUGGCAAGUGAAAAUGUCAAGAAAAACUCACUUGUGUUAUACAUGAGCGGUGGUUUCUUAAGUGUGUUUGCCCGAGUAUCAAGGAAGAACCGCAAGGAGAUUAUUUCGAUUUUUGUCAACAUCAGAAUUCUUUUCUUUUUGCAGAUCGUGGCACGAGGAAGUACAAAAGCGUACCAAACAUCCGCAAGAAACCAAAGUCAAGAGAAAAAUGGUAAGAGAUUAAAUCGGACUUGAGCAAGGUUGGUCGUGGUGUAAAUCUGAGAGAAUGACUCGCGCAAAAGGUGAUAUACAACUCAAAAUGUUGUCGGCUCCUUCAUGUUUUAGAAGGGGCUAAAGUAAGGCCCUUCCUCUCGUUUUCCUUCCAUCGACGUCGUCUGCACAUGUUCUGAUGUACAAAAUAUUUCAGAAUGUUCAAAAUAAUUAUUUCGUGUAUUGGUAGACACCCUUAUAUACCGUCUCUAAGGAACGCUUCACUGAAAACGUUCUUGUUUCCUUGUUACCUCUUGACGUAGUUACGUCGUCUGUAAGGUGCCUUGAUUUUUUUCUUUCGUUCUUUCCUCUUCUCCCUCCUUUUCCUUUUUCUUGUUUCCUUGUCUUUUCUUUCUUUUAACUUUUCUUUUCUUUCCUCUUCUUUCGUUCCAGUUGUUUUUUCUUAUUCUUGCAAAUCUACUUUUUCUCAAAAAUCGUUCUUCAUUCACCCGUUCCUUCUUUUAUUCAUGGUAGAGAUCUUUGGAAUUACCGAAUGAUUUUCCAGCCGAGGAAGUGUACGAAGCUUAUUUACAUCCUGUCGUUGACGAGUCGACGGAGCAAUUUGAAUGGGGAAAGCCAGACCUUCAUUCACUAAGAUUAUAUCCUCUGAAUUUGAAAAAUAAUAUUCUUGAGGCUUGCGUUUGUCUUGUUAUGUUUUUCGGGAUCGUCACCGUAAGAGAUGCAGAAGCGCGCUGAACUCCGGGUCGAAAUUUCUCGGUUUUGUCCUAGGAUGGGAUCUGCUUUUGUGUUUCUGAGUGAGACGCUUUUCCCUCGCAGUGCCUUUCUCCACUUAGGAGUGUAGAUUGGUACUGGUAAACUGUAAGAGAAACUUGACAAAACUCCGGGUGGAGGCCGGGGGAGGGAUUGGGUAACGUGAACCAAUAACUUGCGCCCUGUAUGAGAAGCUGAGUGCCACAGAAACCUUGACAUUUCAAAGGAAAAAAAAUUCUAGAUGGCAAACUUUACCCUUUGGCAGACAAAUUGUGAAAUUAUCAAACUCUCAAACUGCCCUACAAUCAAACAUUUAAACGUCAAUGGCCUGCAUUAUUAGAAAAUUUUCUGAUAUAAUUUUUGGAUUCUAUUUUACAUCAGUGUUAUUUUCCAUGGAAAACGGGUUCGAGCGUUCAAGUCUCUUUUGAAAAUAUUCUCCUUUUUAUAGAAGUGCGACAGAUUUUUCAGUAUUAUUCUUUAACGCGCUUACGUUCGCUUCGGACAAGUUUGGUUGGUCUUCUGCCAGAACAGAUGAAGUUCUCUUACCUGUGUUGAAACAACUUAACAAAGACGAGGUGGGUACCUUUCAAGCUUCAUAGUCGUAUGUUAAUGUGCCAUCAAUUCUGAUCUAGAGACCAAAACAAACUCCAAUUUUAACUCGUGGCUGUCAGGUUCGCUGUGCUGUGCAGACAUUGGUACAGUGCUAAUAUGGUCACGAAGAGUAAGGAGAGGUUUGCCGACAGUCGAUAUGAAGAUUUGUAACGAAUGUGCGAUUACCUCUUACAUUUAGCUAGGAUUGUGUCACGCAACAUGUUACCCCACACUGGUGUGACGUGACUGUCAGUAAAUGUGCCAUAGUGUGAAAUAUAAGUUUGUUUGGCUCGGUUUUGCUGUUGUUGUUGUUAUUUUUUGUUUUGUUUUUAUCAAAGGUUGAGAAGUGAAAAAACAAAAACAAUCAAACAAACAAACCGUUGCUUAUUUUGCUUGUUAAGGAAAAUUACAUCGUCACGUUUAUUUUUGUCUUCUUUGCUGUGUAGACCCAGAUGAAAAUAAACAACUAUUUUGAAGUAAAGUUUCAAGAAACAAGAACGGUCAAAAGCAAACGGGUCCAGCGAGUGUUGAACCGGAAGUUCAAUCCCAGCAGCAGCAACAGUGAAGACGGAGUUGAAAAUAGCAAAAAGGAAAGACAUCAUGGUGGUCAAACUCUUAGUAAAAAGAAAAAUGACAAAACGGAGCCAAACGAGCAAAAAAGAACCCUUUCAACAAAAAACAGCGCAAGUAAACAUGAUAACGAAGCCCACGCGAAGCGUGCGAAAAAGAGCGUUGAUGGAGAUAGCGCAUGCGCCCUUACGGAAACCCGCUCCUCGGGAAGAAAAAGAGGUCGCGGGCGCGGUCGAGGGAAGGCGCGGGAAAGGGCCGAGGCGAACGCUGAUUUAAGGUUGUCAGUUGCUCCAAGGUCGUCCAAUCAGGUAAAAAGGAAACAGCUCUAUCAGGAGAACAAGGAAAGAUCUCGGAGAACCCGUAGUCGAUCUUCGACAUCAGCUGACACUGAAAAAGAAACAUUUGCGGAUCAAAUUCUUGAAAAUGACAGAAAGAGAAAAAAACAGCAAAGUUUUGCUGUAAGCAAGAAGAAAAACGACGCAAAGUGCAUCGCCGAGGACGACGAUUCUACGUCGGACACAACAGACAGUGAGGAUAACAGCGAGAACUUUUACGCCGGACCCAAACCCGUGUCCGUAUUCGUCCGGGGGAGGGGUAGAGCGAAUAUUAGGCCCACGGGGAGGGCGUUAAGGCGAGGAAAAUGACUUCUGCGUUCAUGAUUCAUCAGUUUAUAAAUUAUUGAUAGUUUGAUUCGAUUUAACACUGGCUUCCAGAUUAAUUAGAUUUUGAGAGGUAAAUGACUUCGAUUAAUUAAUGUUGCCUCUCAAGAGGAAUGGAAAACGAAAAUGUUUUAAAACUAGCUCGAAUUAUUCAGAUACACCAAGUAAUCUCGUACCCAGAUCCUACCGUGUAACUUAAACGUAAGAUAGCCGCUUGGCCAUGGAAGGUCUGGGUACGAGACUAUGCACUCAGUUAAUAAGUAAGUUUUCUCUCAUCUCCCCUUUGAGCGGAAUACAAACCUAGACUUAAGAUCUUCCCUUUGAAAAUAUUUCUCUUGGAUAAUAGUAUAUUUAUAAGAAUAGUAAGCCACAGAUAAGAUAGAUCUAUUAUUUAUUUAAUAAUUUAUUCUUUACUCAACAAAAAAUAGAUGACAGCCAAACAAAAACUAAAUGCAAAGUAGUUAUUAUAUUAUUCCUAGUAAAGAACUCGUGAUAUACAAUAAUCUCGUACCCAGAUCCUACCGUGGACAACCGCUUAGCCGUGGAAGGUCUGGAUUCGAGACUAGAUAUGCAGAGAACAAAUUCAAGACGUGAUGUAUGCGCUCUUUAAGUGUCCCACCCCGAUGAAUUCAAAAUGUAGAGUAGUUAUGUGAAUUCUGAAGGACAAACUCGUGACAUGGAAACAUAACAUGCGACUGAUGGUAAUUUGCUUUCUCCACUAAGUCCAGGUGUCCAGUACUGGUAGAUUCAAAAAAGAGAGUCAUCGUCCUUUUAGCCUGUGUAAUGAGGUUCUUCACGGUUUAUUUAAAGCCAGACCUCCAAUAUUUAGUGAAAACUGCUUAGAAACAAAACGUGUAUUUAGAGAAUGUAUAGACAAAAGCGUGAUGUGUGGUGUUUUCUUUUGACAGCUGAACUUC